Molecule: messenger RNA, 2533 nt
Organism: Mercurialis annua (annual mercury)
Lineage: Eukaryota; Viridiplantae; Streptophyta; Magnoliopsida; Malpighiales; Euphorbiaceae
Product: exocyst complex component EXO70B1
Exons: 1
Coding region: 300-2204 (634 amino acids)
Biological process (GO): exocytosis
Cellular component (GO): exocyst
Molecular function (GO): phosphatidylinositol-4,5-bisphosphate binding
Source: RefSeq, a predicted model, not a curated record
AUAAAACAAAAGAGAAAAGGAAACAGGAUGAAUGACCUUUAUCCACGUUCAUCUAUCUUCUCCACUCCCUUUCGGCUUCAACGUCUUCACUCUUUCUUUAAUCCUUUCUUCAACUUCCAAACCGCGUUCUUCAAGGACCCUCUCGUCAUUUCCACUUUACUCUCCUCCUCCAUUGAUUCUUUCUCCUCUUCACUUCUUAAUUCUUUAAACAACUUGAGCUACCUGAUCACGCACACCAUCAUCGUCAUCACCUCAUUAUUCUAUUGUUUUAAUUCUUAAUUAUUCAAGAACGUACAUAAAUGGAGGAAAACGGCGAAGACAAGCUGAUCGCAGUGGCCAGACACAUCGCUCAACAACUCGGCAACAACGACUCCAUGGCCGACGACAUUUUCCAGAUUUUCUCUAACUUCGACGGCCGGUUUUCUCGCGAGAAACUAUCCUCCUCUACUAAACCAGGAGGAGGAGGAGACGAUCAUUUACGCGCCAUCGCUUCGCUCGACCACACUCUUCAGUCUUUAGAGCGUCAGAUCUCUCAGUAUGUGUCAGCUGAUCACCCGAUCUGGUCCGACUCCGCCGACUCCGCGGCUUUCCUCGACUCCAUAGACGAAUUAAUUUCCAUUAUCCGCGACUGGACUCCCAUGGCCAACUCUGAUAAAAACAUCAGCGCGUGCUUGUCACGCGCCGAGGAUUUUAUGCAGCAGGCUAUGUUCCGUCUAGAGGAGGAGUUUAGGCUACUAAUAGAACGCGGCUGUGAGUCUUUUGGGUUAACGCCGCUUAAUAACGGCGAGUCAAGCAUGUUCGACUCCGAUGAUGACGAUGAGGAAGCGGUUAACGGUGAUGCUCACGGUCACAUUCCGGUGGCUCAACCGUUGGGUGAUUAUGAUAUUGUGAUUGAUGCGCUUCCUUCCGGUACGAUUAACGAUCUCCAUGAGAUAGCGAAGAGAAUGGUGGCUGCUGGUUUUGGUAAAGCGUGUUCUCACGUGUACAGCAGCUCCAGGAGAGAGUUUCUAGAAGAAAGCAUGUCGAGAUUAGGGUUACAAAAAUUGAGUAUUGAUGAAGUUCAGAAAAUGCAAUGGCAAGACCUUGAAGAUGAGAUUGAUAAGUGGAUUAAGGCAUCCAAUGUUGCUCUCCAUAUCUUAUUCCCCAGCGAGCGUAGGCUGUGCGAUCGCGUUUUUUUCGGAUUCUCAUCGGCUGCUGACCUGUCGUUUAUGGAGGUUUGUCGAGGAUCAACUAUUCAGAUUCUUAAUUUUGCUGAUGCUGUUGCUAUUGGAAGCAGGUCGCCUGAGCGGUUGUUUAAGAUUCUCGAUUUGUUCGAGACUUUUAGAGAGUUAAUGCCCGAGUUUGAGGCUAACUUCUCUGACCAGUAUUGCAUUCUUCUUAGAAAUGACGCUGUUGCUAUAUGGAAGAGGUUAGGUGAAUCUAUUAGAGGAAUAUUUAUGGAGCUGGAGAAUUUGAUUAGGCGGGAUCCGGCUAAAUCUCCAAUUCCUCGUGGUGGACUACACCCAAUUACACGUUAUGUGAUGAACUAUGUGCGCGCUGCUUGUCGAUCAAGAGAGACGCUAGAACUAGUUUUUGAGGAGGGAGGGAAUGUUGUUCCGUUGAAAGAUUCGACUUCCUCGUCAUUGUCUGUUCAAAUGGCGUGGAUUAUGGAGUUAUUGGAGAGUAAUUUGGAGAUGAAGUCGAAGAUUUACGGGGAUCCUGCUUUGUGCUCUGUUUUUAUGAUGAAUAACGAGAGGUACAUUGUUCAGAAGGUUAAGGAUAGUGAGUUGGGUUCUCUUCUCGGAGAGGAUUGGAUUAGGAAACACACAGCCAAGAUCAAGCAAUAUCAUAUGAGUUACCAGCGGAGUUCAUGGAAUAAGGUUUUGGGAGUGUUGAAAUUAGAUAUUAGCCCUACAGCUUCUAAUUUUGCUGGGAAGCCCUUGUCUAUGAGAGAAAAGAUUAAGUUAUUCAAUUCCCAGUUUGAGGAUAUUUUUAGAACUCAAUCACAAUGGAUCAUAUUCGAUGAGCAGUUAAAAAAGGAGUUGAGGGUCUCUUUGGCCAACCUUUUGGUUCCGGCAUAUCAAAACUUCAUUAGAAGGUUCCAGAAUUCUCCUGAAGUCGGGAAGCAUGCCGAUAAGUAUAUCAAGUAUGGCGUGGAGGACAUUGAAAUGCAGAUUAACGAGUUGUUCCAAGGAGGCAGUGGAUCAUCUGGCAGCAGAAAGUAAAGGUAAUUUCAUUACCGUUAUCAUCUUUUAGGUGUGACAACUUGAUAAUUCUGGUCCUUAACUAGAUGUUUGAAUGUGUAUUGCAUUUCUCAUGUUGAUUAAUGUAAUUACUUAUAGGUAAUCAGAAUGUAUCCUAUUAAUGAGCCGAGAUAGAUUUUUCUUCUCUGAUAUUUAAGUAGUAAUUGAUUACUCAAAGGGAUCAACCAUAUGUUUGUUUCCUUGAUCUCUGUUUGAUAUGCACCUGUAAAAAAUCGUGUGUCAUAGAAAGUUGAAUUUUGUAGUAAAUGUAACAAAUCUAAAUUGUAGACAUUUGGCUUUCCUUUACCUUA